AUGUCGCUCACUAACCAGAUGAUAAACGGCCGGAGGGAGAGAGACUGCAUCAGCAUCACCCAUGAACGAAAGUACUAUCGCUCCGGCGGCACGUUCGUCAAGCGUUCUCUUCGACCAAAGGAAUGGCAAGUGAGCCAGUUCAAGGGGACGAUCCAUGUUCCACGCAAAGGCAGAGAGAGAAUCCUGAACGAAGCCGCAACGCUGCAGUUCCUCAAGGAGAACUCGACCGUCCCCGUCCCACGACUGUACUGCUGUUUCGAAGAUGACGAUGCCGUCUAUCUCGUGAUGGAGUAUAUCGAGGGUGUCAGCAUGGCCGACCUGACUGAGGAUCAAAGGGCGACAGUCGAGCGUGAGCUAGGGAAACACAUCCAGCAGCUUCACGCCCUUCGUUCUUCCAAGCUUGGAGGCCCUUCUGGACUUGUGAUCCCUCCGUAUCGUGCUAUGCAGAAGACGUUCAGGGACGACUGGGAGCUGCAGCCGUCGGAUGAGGAUGACUAUGUCUUUUGUCACAACGACCUCUCGCAGCAAAAUGUCAUCGUUGAUCCGGCUUCGUUGGAGAUAAAGGCCAUCAUCGACUGGGAAUACGCUGGCUUCUACCCUGCUUACUUUGAGCGCACGUUCUUCAAGCGCAAGGGACCUUCAGCAGCGAUAAACGAUGAGACGGACGAUUCGGAGCUUAACACGAUGGUUCGAGAAGAGAUAAAGCUGAAGCUUGUCGUAUUUGUCGUAUACAGCACUGUAGCAACAACAAGCCUUGUGUCGUCAUCUCCAUCUUCCUCCCCAUCUUCAUCCUCUAUAUCCAACAUUCCUUACUUGUAG
Messenger RNA from Microsporum canis CBS 113480, 819 nucleotides. RefSeq lists its product as hypothetical. The transcript is spliced from 2 exons. Bases 1 to 819 code for a protein of 272 amino acids. Lineage: Eukaryota; Fungi; Ascomycota; Eurotiomycetes; Onygenales; Arthrodermataceae. The record is from RefSeq and is a predicted model, not a curated record.